This is a messenger RNA of Vigna angularis (adzuki bean), 1270 nucleotides long. RefSeq names its product heavy metal-associated isoprenylated plant protein 35. Gene Ontology annotation, molecular function: metal ion binding. The transcript has 3 exons. The record is from RefSeq and is a predicted model, not a curated record. Bases 272 to 1180 code for a protein of 302 amino acids. Lineage: Eukaryota; Viridiplantae; Streptophyta; Magnoliopsida; Fabales; Fabaceae.
UAUAAAAAUAAAGUAAGGAUCACUAUUUUUCAUAGUAUCCUACUCUUGUUUUAAAAUUGACCACUACCACAUCAACAAGAAGAUAUUAAAAAACAAGGAAGGUUGUAGUAGAAUCAUGCUCUAUUGCAAAAUAAUGCAGUAGGAGCAGUGUGCCCUUCUGUCAUUGUCACAUUAUACUUUGAUAGCCAUUCAUCUUUGCCUGCACACUUUGCUCCCCAACAGAGUGCACACCUCCAAGUACAUUCUUGGCAUUUUCCCUUCUUUCUUUUUCAUGCCCCACAUUCACUUCUCUUUCUCUUCUUCCAACUCUUCAAUCCCUUCAAUCCUUCAAUCCUUCAAUUCAACUUUCAACCACUACUUCCACUUCCCUCUCUCAAUGGCUGCAAAACCUCCUCAACUUGCUGCACAACCUUUAAACUAUCAGACAUGGUUCUUGAAAGUUUCAAUCCACUGUGAAGGUUGCAGGAGGAAAGUAAAGAAAGUUCUGAAGAGCAUUGAUGGUGUUUUCACUGCAACAAUAGACCCACAGCUGAACAAAGUAACAGUAACUGGAAGUGUUGCUGUGGAGACCCUUCUCAGGAAGCUCGUCAGAGCCGGAAAACAAGCCGAGAUUUGGCCGGAGAAUGACGGGAAAAUCUCCGGCAAUGGGCAGCAGCAGCAGAAGAAGAAGAAGAAAAAUGAAGUUAGAGAACUACAGAGCGUGGAAAAUCACAAGGGAACUGAAAAUGCUUCUGUCAAGUGUAACAGUGAGAAAAAAAGCAGCAGCAAUGACUCGCCGGGAAAUUCCCCCUCCGUUUACCGGAUGCCGUCGGAGGGUGGUCGGAGCGAAGGUGGUGCCGGCUCUGCUAAGAAGAAGAAGAAAAAAUUGCACCUUGGUGGUGGGAAUGGAAACAGUGGUUUGAGUUCAGUGGAAGCAGCUACUGGUGCACCUGCACACACUGGAUUGCAGUUUCAAGAUCUUGUGGGCCCAGUGAAUGUGAACCCUACACGUCAGUAUUGGCUUUUAUAUCCAGAAAGUGGUGUUGCAGCUUAUAACAGAUUGUAUCCUUCUUACUACGUUCCAUCUUCACCCUACACGUGGGCUGGUCUGGACCAAGAUUGUCAUCACUUUCAAUCAGCACCGUUGGUGUCCUUUGAGAUCUUCAGUGAUGAAAAUGUCAAUGGGUGUUCUGUUAUGUGAGACUUGAUAGUAAAGAGAGUGUUGUACUAUGGAUAUUAUUAUUAUUAUUAUUAUUUUAUUUCCUAGAUAGUUUGCAAUCCUACUGCAGUU